Molecule: messenger RNA, 597 nt
Organism: Dracunculus medinensis (Guinea worm)
Lineage: Eukaryota; Metazoa; Nematoda; Chromadorea; Rhabditida; Dracunculidae
Source: the annotation of a GenBank genome assembly
AUGGCCACAGCGAAAGCUACUUUAAUAUUAAUAUUAGCGUCAUUAUCAGUGAUAAUUAACGGCGAGAGCGACAGCGAUAAGGCGAUGAACACGGCGCACAUUAUCGCGUCGAAAUUCGGUCUCUCGCAGUAUGCUGUUGAAGGGAUGGAUUACGUUAUUAGCUACCAUCUCUACAACGUGGGCGACAAGGUCGCAACAAAGGUAAUUUUGGAUGAUCGUGAUGGCUUUCCCAGUCAGGCUUUUGAAAUAAUUAGAGGCUUGCUUCUGAUUCGAUGGGAACGCAUUCUUCCUGGUUCUAAUGUAUCGCAUUCAGUAGUGGUCCGACCUCGUGCUAUUGGUGCAUUUAAUUAUACCGCAGCUCAGGUCACAUAUUUGUCAUCGGAUGAUGCAAAAGAACCUCGAAUCGGUUAUACAACCGCUCCAGGCGAAGGUUAUAUUUAUCGACAAAGAGACUACGAUCGUAAAUUUUCGGCGAAUAUUAGCGUUUGGUUGGUUUUUAUCUUGCUUAUCACGCCAUCGACCUUGAUUCCCUUUGCAUUAUGGUAUCAGAGUAAAAGUAAAUAUGAACAGGAAUUAAUUAAUAGGAAAAACAAAUAA